AUGCCUCCGCGAAGAUCCCACAAAAAGUCCCGGGCAGGCUGCCGGAGAUGCAAGUCGAGAAAGAUCAAGUGCGACGAAGUUCACCCAAGAUGCGGGAACUGCGUCAAGCAUGGCGUCGCCUGUGACUUUGAGCAUCCAGAGCUGGCAGAGCAUCUCGCCAUCCCAGAUACUCCUGCUGCUACCACGAGCGCAACCUCUCCCAGCUUCUGUGGCAGUCCCGCCGUCAACAGAGCGCCUCCCACGCCUGUCAUACCAGCACAGACAAUGGCGGCGGCAGCAGAGGCGCCCUUGAAACUAUAUCGUCAUGUCGAUCCGCCAAAUCUAAGCAAUGCGACCAAGAACAAUAGAAUGAUGGAACUCAGACUCCUGCACCACUAUACAACCAUCACCUGCAAGACCCUGAUCAUCGCCGACCCCAUGACCGAGGCCAUCUUUAGAGAUACCGUACCUGGUCUUGCCUUUGGCGGCGCAAACUUCCUUGCCGAUGCCAUUCUCGCAGUGUCCGCCCUACACCUGCGCUCAACUCAGCCCCAGGAUCAAGCUCUCGUGCGGGCUAGUCACGCCUAUAUGGCCUCCUCCUUGUCGGAAUACAGCGAGCAUCUUAGCAAGGGAAUCAAUGCCGCCAAUGCUGAGGCUCUAUUCCUGACUGCCACUCUAAUUGCCUUCCAGUCGACGGCCUCCCGGAUAUUUAUGCGUGAAGACGGUGGCGAUACAAAGGAUCGAAGUGGGGGAUACACCCUGCCCAUAUCGUGGUUUCAUUCCUUCCAGGGAGUCAAGACGAUCGUAGCUACAAGUUGGCAAUGGUUGCGGAAUAGCGGCAUCGUCGUACCCAUAAUUCAGGCUCAGCCCGCUCUCGACUUGAACAUGAACUCUGGAGGCGCCACAUUCUUUGGCAGCCUCCUGGACGGGAUGGAAGAGGAGCUCACAAAGAUGGACCCCGAUCCAGAGGUACAGAAUAAAACACGGCAGGGAUAUCAACAUGCCGUUGCAGUUCUGAAUUGGUCGCACAAAAUCCCCCUCACGGGAGCACCAAUAGUGUUCCUGGCUACCGUAUCACGGCGCUACAUGGAAGUGUUGCAAGAACGUCGACCUAGGGCUCUUGCCAUCCUGGCUUCCUUCUUUGGCCUUUUAAAGAGUUUGGACAGCAUAUGGUGGCUCAAAGGUAUAGCGCGCCGCGAAGUCAUGGGUAUCCUUUCGCUAUUCGAUCCUGAUGAUCAGGAAUGGUGGUCACGCCUGCAGUGGCCAGUACGCAUGGCAGUCUACGACGGAGAUGUUAUACCGCCAGAAAUCUGGGGUGCCGAUUGGUCCAACGGCAUGUCAUUGCUGCAACAGUCCAAUGGUACCAAUGGGGGCUUCAUAUCCCAUAUUGAGAUUUUGACGCAAAUCACCAACGCCAUGCAAAAUAUGUCACAUUUGCCUAUGGACGCAAUUACCGAAGCCACUGAGGCGACCUGGCAGACUGCUGAGGCACAGCUUGCAGCCCAAGAACUCAUGUCACAACUACAGAGCCCACCAAGAAGCGAUGCGCAGCCCGACUUUACGCAACUAGAUACAGCCAAUGGUUUACCUAUGGAUUGA
Molecule: messenger RNA, 1578 nt
Organism: Pestalotiopsis fici W106-1
Lineage: Eukaryota; Fungi; Ascomycota; Sordariomycetes; Amphisphaeriales; Sporocadaceae
Exons: 2
Coding region: 1-1578 (525 amino acids)
Biological process (GO): regulation of transcription by RNA polymerase II
Molecular function (GO): zinc ion binding; DNA-binding transcription factor activity, RNA polymerase II-specific
Source: RefSeq, a predicted model, not a curated record